Messenger RNA from Talaromyces proteolyticus, 2268 nucleotides. Its product is annotated as putative C6 transcription factor. Gene Ontology annotation, biological process: regulation of DNA-templated transcription; DNA-templated transcription. The transcript is spliced from 3 exons. NCBI's taxonomy places the organism in Eukaryota, Fungi, Ascomycota, Eurotiomycetes, Eurotiales, Trichocomaceae. The coding region runs from base 1 to 2268 and encodes 755 amino acids. Gene Ontology annotation, molecular function: DNA binding; zinc ion binding; DNA-binding transcription factor activity, RNA polymerase II-specific. The record is from RefSeq and is a predicted model, not a curated record.
AUGGCUUCGGUUUUAACCGAGAGUCGCUCGCCGCCAGGCAGCGGUAUCGCGAAGAAAAAGCUAGGCGCUGCGUGUAUCCAUUGCCAUCGCCGCAAAGUACGCUGCGAUUCCCGCGCCGUGGGUUUCCCAUGCUCGAAUUGUCGUUCCUCUGGGAAAAUCGACUGUCGCCUACACGAAAAGAAGAAGCGGCCGGCUUUACGUUCGGCGCUGAAUCCUGUCCCUAUCCGGCCGCUGUCUCUCGCUGAACCGUCGAGGACGACGGGUCAAAUACCGGCGCAGCAGGCAUUGUAUAGCGCACAAUCGUCGAGUCAGGGCGGCAAACAGAAUGCAGAUUCAAAAUAUCUUAUUGGCAAGGAGCAAACUCUUCAGAAUCAACACCCCCGUCCCCAGUCUCAGUCACUCACUGGACGGGAGGAUCGCCGAGAGAUGGACAACCGUCUUGUGACUUUGAUAGACGAGCAAGAACCCGACCGCCGGGAAAUACAGCGUGGUGUACGUGCGAUUUAUGUGGGACAUGAUGUGUCAAACAUGUCCUUUUUGCUACGCCAGCAGCGAGGCGACGAGGCAUCCUACCAUUUCGCUGGUAAUGAGAUUCCAAGGCGUCGCCUGGAAAUCGGUCACGAUCAGUUGCUGCAAGACGCCUUGACUCUGCCGGAGCAAUCGCUAGCAGAUGAGUUGGUCGACGCGUAUUUCACCAAUGUCAACCGAAACUAUCCCAUCGUCGAUGAAGACCAGUUCAUGACUCAAUAUCGUAACCGGGACCCCACCGAUCCGCCUCCUAUCCUAAUCCUUCAGGCUAUUUUAUUGGUUGGUGCGCGUGUUUCCCGGCAGAAGCAAGAGAAGGAAGAGCUAGCCAAUGUUUUCUAUCGUCGUUGCAAAUGGUUGUUUGAUUCGAGAAUAGAGAGGAACCGUGAUAUUCUGGUGCAGGCUGCUUUACUGCUAACUUGGCAUUCUGACACUGUCGAUGAUGAUGUUGCUGCCAACGCCCAUUACUGGGUUGGCGUUGCUGCGCGAAUUGCCACCGGUCUAGGAAUGCAUCGCGAUCCUGUAUCGAAUACAUUUGCGGCUGGCGAUCGGCGUAUGUGGAGGCGUGUGUGGUGGAUUCUCGUCCAAUUUGAUGUCUUGAUAUCACUGUCAUACGGUCGACCACAAGCAAUCAACCUGGAAGAUUGCGACGUUCAGUCUUUAACAGAGGCAGAUUUUAUUGGCUGUGGUCCGCAUGUACAAACAGACUUUGUCAUACAAUUUGCAGAACUCUGCUCCAUGAUCUCAUAUAUACUCCGAGAACGAUUUGGUUUGAGGGUCAGUGCAGAGCGCAGAAAAGCCAUUUUGCCUAAAGCUGACGAAGCCUUGGCGAAUUGGUCGCUCUGCUUGCCCGAUUCCUUGCGACUACGUGCCUCUGAUAUGGAUGCAUCGUCAGCAAUGCUUCACCUAACAUAUAACAACUUUCUAAUACUCUUGCACCGACCGCACCCAAAGGCAUCGGCAUAUUCAGAAGAUUACGGGCCUCACGAUGCCGAAAUUUGCAGUGCCGCGGCUGGUGUCAUUACAUCUAUUUUCGAAGAGCUGCGGCAGAGGGAUCGCAUUCGAUAUAUCUGGUGCUCAGGCGUGUUCACGCUCUUCACAGCAAUGAUUCAAGUUCGGGUAGAGUUACGUUUUUCGAAUCCCGUCUUGGCCAUCAAUGCCCUUCGCCGCUUCGAUUCUACCCUCCAUUCCCUUCGAGCGCUAGCCGAAUGCUGGUCCAGUGCCGAGACGAUUUUACGUCUAUUUGAAAAUUCCAAACGACUGCAGCAGGACCUGCGUGUCGUUCACAACGAAGUCACCGAGAAGGGUGACGAGAUACGGAGACCAAGCAGGUCCGCCGACCAAACGACUACUUUAUCCCACGCGACUAUUCCAGCGCCCAUUGAUUCUCAGUCAAUCAUGCAAAGCGUGCGCGAUCCCGCAUUGAACUCACUUCCCGCAGAUCCUGGAAACCUAGCUCGCCCAGACAGUAACGAAGUCUGGUCUCCUGACCCUUCUCGAUAUGACCCUAGUAGCGACGCCUUUUCUCGCGACAACGGCGUGUCGCACGUCGUGCAGCAGGAAGACAGUCUGGACCAACCCAGAGAAUAUCUCGACUGGCGGCAACUCUUCCCAUUCGCUGACCCGGAGCAGCCUGGACCGAUAUCGAUUGAGAGCUUCCCGGACAUGGAAGACGAAUGGCGGCAGCUAUACUGGGAGCCGCAAAUGUCGGAUCUCUUCCAAGAAGGGAUCUGGCUGCAAUGA